ACUCAUAGUCUCUUACGUACUUACGUCCUAUCGCAAAAUAGCUCCAGAAUUAUAUUUCGCUUAUUUUGAUCGCAAAUUCUUGAAACAUCAAGAAAUCAACACAAAUAAAUUGAAAUGAAAUAACAACUUUUCAAAUUAUAAAAUGAACAAAUCUUGGAAAACAUUUGAUUCUCUCAUUAAAUCACCUAGUGCUAGAAAGUCAUUACGCAAACUUUCGCCUCGAACCGCAACUAAUGCAUUGAGAGUAUUUGCCAAAUUGAGAAGAACCGGUCAAGGUAAUGCAGAAAUCCAUCAGGAUAAAAAUUUUGGCAAAAAAUUGUUUCGCUCCAAACAGGUUGUGUCUUUAGGUGACGAAUCUAUAAUAGAGGACUUUUCUGAUGAAGAACAUGAUAAAGCUACGUCUAACACAAGGACAAACAUUGAAUUCACAUCGGAUUCUUGUGAGUUAUCAUUACAAGCGUUUGAAGUAGUAUCGGAGCAUCUACAAGCAGAUGUCGACGAUGUUUCUGUUAGAAGAUUAGAAAAAAUCCAUGAGACCGAAUCCUCUGAAGGUUCAGACUGCGAAUCUAUUCAGUGUAAACGUACGAGGAAAAUUAAGCUAAAUUUCUACAGACAGAGGACACGAAGGAUAACCGAUGAUCUGUUUAUAAUACCAAAUGCUACAGAACGGACAGAAAGUUGUAAAAGAAAUUUGUUAGAUACAACUCAUGGAGGAAGCAAGGAAAAAGGCUUUUCGAAGAUAGUAUGCGAACGACAGGUUUCGAAUUAUAGAAGUUUUGAUCGAACUUUUAGAUCAACAAAAAAACUUUCUGAAACUUGCCAAAAUUCAUCACGCAAUAAAUGGUCUUCUUUAAACGAAACCUUUAGAUCAAGCCUACCAGCUGAGAUUGAUGAUCCUAGUUCUUCCCCAGAAUAUACAGAGAAUGCAAACGAAAUUCUGAUUCAGCAGGCUCCGGACAAUAAGCAGAGCUCUGUUGCACUUCAUAAGAGUAACUUGUUGCAGUUCCGACCGCAAAUGCCAAAAGUGGAAUUGCGCCAGGAUUGUCAAUUAUCGCGGUUGAUCAUGAUACUGAAUGAAAGAAAUUCAAGACGAGACUUUUGGCUUCAUGAAUGCCAGACGAAUUCAAUGAACGGAAACGGACCUUACAUAGUUGAAUCUAUUAUCAGGAUUUUUGGUCGAACUGCUAUCACCUACUAUGACACAGAUCGAGAUGAUCCAUCGAUUCAAUUACAACACAUUAUAUAUUUGGAUCCAGCCGAAAAGCAAUUAAAAUAUAUUAAAAAAGGAUCGCUAAUAGAGGUUGAAUACGAUUUGGAAGGACACAAAUUGGAUGGACAAAAAAUGACACAUUUGGGAGUGUUCAAAAUAAAACUUAAACGAAGCUAGAACUCGAUUAUUUGAACGAUUCUUAUUUACUUCAAUAUU
Messenger RNA from Malaya genurostris, 1426 nucleotides. RefSeq lists its product as uncharacterized. The transcript is spliced from 2 exons. NCBI's taxonomy places the organism in Eukaryota, Metazoa, Arthropoda, Insecta, Diptera, Culicidae. The coding region runs from base 143 to 1387 and encodes 414 amino acids. The record is from RefSeq and is a predicted model, not a curated record.